AUGGUUGCAUUGCCCGGUACGCCCCUCGGCGGGAAACCGACUUCCGCGCCGCGCAGUCGCUUUCCUACACCACAAUCCGUCGAUCGUUUGCAUAAACCGUUUAAAUGUCCCGGGUCCGCGACACGAACUGUUGCCACAGACCGACCGGCCCGGAAGCGGAGGAAGGUCGACUACGGGGGCGCCGACGGCGACGCGGAUGCUGAUAAGCCAUACACCAAUGCUGACCGUCUCGCUUUGGCAAACCGCGAUGUCAACCGGUUCCCUGUCUUCAAGGCCAAAGACAAGCAUUUGGUCUUUCGGAAGGCCUUCUCCAUCCCGCUCGUCAACAAGGACAGUGCAGCGUAUAACCCUAAUCGGCCACCUCCCACGCUGGGGCUGAGACAGGGCGCUGUGUUUAUUGCGAAGCCGUUGCAUGACCCUUCUGGAGAGUUUGCUAUUGUUCUUCACGAUCCGACGAUUGAUGACAAGCCUAAGGAGAAGCCACCGACGGAGGAUAAGAAGGAAGCAGAGGCGGAAACGAAGGUGGACGCGCCCUUGAUGCACAAGAGCUUGGCCGAGAUUCUUGGCAUCAAGAAGAAGGUCCAGGGUGAACACCCACGUGUACCUGUUGUGAUUGACCCGAGGCUAGCCAAGGUGCUCCGGCCUCACCAGAUCGAGGGUGUCAAAUUCAUGUACCGAUGCGUGACAGGGAUGGUCGACGAAAAGGCGAAUGGGUGUAUUAUGGCCGAUGAAAUGGGUCUCGGCAAGACCCUUCAAUGCAUCACGCUGCUCUGGACGCUGCUCAAACAGUCUCCUGAUGCGGGCAAACCCACGAUUCAGAAAGCCAUUGUGGCUUGUCCGGCUACUUUGGUGGGCAACUGGGCGAACGAGUUGACCAAAUGGCUGGGAGCUGAUGCCACCACGCCUUUCGCUAUUGACCCCAGAAAGACGCCGAAGGAGGAAAUAACCCGCCAGAUUCGACAAUGGGCCAUUGCUACUGGCCGCUCUAUCACGCGCCCGGUCCUCAUUGUCUCGUAUGAGACCCUUCGUUCCUAUGUGGAAGAGCUCAAGAACACGCAGAUUGGUUUGAUGCUCUGUGACGAGGGACACCGGCUCAAGAAUGAGGACAGCCAAACAUUCGGCGCCUUGAACAACCUGAACGUUACCCGGCGUGUUAUCUUGUCUGGCACACCGGUUCAAAACGAUCUGACCGAGUACUUUGCUCUCAUCAACUUCGCCAACCCAGCUCUCCUUGGAAACCGGUUAGAGUUUCGAAAGCGUUUCGAACUACCUAUCAUCCGUGGACGAGAUGCCAAUGCUUCUGACGCCGACCGCAAACGUGGUGACGAAUGCCUCGCUGAGUUGAUCGCCGUUGUCAACAAGUUUAUCAUCCGGCGCGCCAACAAUAUCCUGUCCAAGUACCUCCCGGUCAAGUACGAGCACGUGGUAUUCUGCAACUUGGCGCCGUUCCAGUUGGACCUCUACAACUACUUCAUUAAAACCCCCCAUAUCCAAGCCUUGCUUAGAGGCAAGGGAUCUCAGCCGCUCAAAGCCAUUGGCAUGCUCAAGAAGCUCUGCAACCACCCCGAUUUGCUCGACCUUGCCGCCGAUCUGCCGGGCUGCCAACAGUUUUGGCCGGAAGACUACGUACCAAAGGAUGCUCGCGGCCGGGAUCGCGAUAUCAAACCGUGGUAUUCUGGCAAGAUGCAGGUUCUCGACCGUAUGCUGGCCCGCAUCCACGCCGAGACCAACGACAAGAUCGUGCUGAUCAGCAACUACACUUCGACGCUUGACCUCUUUGACCGUCUCUGCCGUUCUCGCGGCUACGGCUCCCUGCGACUUGACGGGACCAUGAACAGCGCCAAGCGCCAGAAACUCGUGGACAAAUUCAACGACCCCAACGGCAGCGAAUUUGUCUUUUUGCUUUCCUCCAAAGCAGGUGGCUGCGGUAUCAAUCUGGUUGGCGCCAACCGGCUGGUGCUGUUCGACCCAGACUGGAACCCAGCGAUGGACCAGCAGGCGCUGGCCCGUGUGUGGCGUGACGGACAAAAGAAGGACUGUUUUGUCUACCGCUUCAUCGCCACGGGAACCAUCGAGGAAAAGAUCUUCCAGCGGCAGAGCCACAAACAGAGUCUGAGCUCGUGUGUCGUGGACUCGGCCGAGGACGUGGAGCGCCAUUUCAGUCUGGAUUCCUUGCGGGAGUUGUUCCAGUAUCGGGCUGACACCCGCAGCGAUACCCAUGACACGUUCAAGUGCAAGCGCUGUCGGCCGGACGGGAAACAGCAUAUCAAGGCGCAGGCUAUGCUGUACGGUGACACGAGCACAUGGAAUCACUUUGUGAAUGAUGCGUUGAAUGGGAUUCAGGAUCAUUUGCUGAAGCAGGAGUGUGGUGGUGACGAGGUUAGCGCGGUGUUCCAGUACAUUUCUCACUGA
Dichotomopilus funicola is the source of this 2412-nucleotide messenger RNA. Its product is annotated as P-loop containing nucleoside triphosphate hydrolase protein. NCBI's taxonomy places the organism in Eukaryota, Fungi, Ascomycota, Sordariomycetes, Sordariales, Chaetomiaceae. Gene Ontology annotation, biological process: reciprocal meiotic recombination; double-strand break repair via synthesis-dependent strand annealing. Gene Ontology annotation, molecular function: ATP-dependent chromatin remodeler activity; ATP binding; hydrolase activity, acting on acid anhydrides. The coding region runs from base 1 to 2412 and encodes 803 amino acids. The record is from RefSeq and is a predicted model, not a curated record. Gene Ontology annotation, cellular component: nucleus. The transcript has a single exon.